Molecule: messenger RNA, 2647 nt
Organism: Misgurnus anguillicaudatus (oriental weatherfish)
Lineage: Eukaryota; Metazoa; Chordata; Actinopteri; Cypriniformes; Cobitidae
Source: RefSeq, a predicted model, not a curated record
CAUCAAGUCGAUCAUACCUGUGUGGAAUAUGGACAAUGCACGCUAUCUCUGUUUUGUCCCUCCCUUUUCCUCGGAAGAAAGUGAGGAGAAACUUUGGAGGGAGCCCAAAGGCACGCCAUACGAUACGAAAGUAUGAACGUCUUUAUUUUCUUCUCAAUUUUGUCACUCUUCACGGACGGUGUGUUUGGUGAUGAAGUGAAGUCAGUAUCAGUGAUGGAGGGAGAUUCUGUUACUCUACACACUAACCUCACUGAAAUUCACAGCGAUGAUCUGAUACAGUGGACAUUUGGAAGGACUCCCAUUGCUUCAAUCAAUACAGAGGCCAAUUCGAUUCAUAUUGAGUCAAAUCGUCUGCAGAUAAACAAUCAGACUGGAGAUCUCACUAUCAGAAACACCAGAACUGAAGAUUCUGGAGUGUAUGAAGUAGAUAUCACCGGCACGAGGACUACAUUCAAAAAGCUAUUCAAUGUUAGCUGUGUGAGUGAUGAAGUAAAGUCAGUGUCAGUGAUGAAUAGAGAUUCAGUCAUUCUACACACCGGUUUUACUAAAAUAAAGCCAGAUGAUCUCAUAGAGUGUAGGUUUGGACCUCAACGUUCCCUAAUAGCUUCAUUUAAUAAAUCUUUACAUACGUAUAAUGCUAUUAGGGGAAUCGAAGACAGACUUCAUUUGAAUCAUUGUAAUGGAGAUCUGACCCUUAGAAACAUCCGAAAUGACACAUGUGGACUUUAUGAAGUACAGAUUAAAGGUGGCAAGAGCUACACUAUAAAAAAGAGUUUCAAUGUGACUAUCAGUGGUGGACUGAAAAUGAUUUCUGUGAAGGAGAGGCGCUCUGUCACUCUAUGGUCUGGUGUUAAAGAAAUAGACAGAGAUGGUGUGCUCUUGUGGUGGUUUGAACACGGAGAUUUACCCAUAGCUAAAAUCGAUCGAAAAGCUGAAAUCUUUCACACAUAUGAUGGUGAUGAUGGGAGAUUCAAAAACAGACUGGAGUUUGAUUAUCAGUCUGGAAAUCUCACCAUUAAGAACAUCAGAACUGAACAUUCCGGACUUUAUCAUGUUGAUAUCAGCAGCAGCACGCACACUUUAUUCACUAGAUUCAGUGUUACUGUCAGUGAGCGUGAUUUGUCUGCAGUCGCUGCAGUCGGAAUUAGUUUUCCUCUUCUCUUCCUGUUUAUUGCUGCUGUUGCUGGUUUGUGUUACUACCGACGGAGAUUCUUUAAAUUACAAAGACGUCGGGGUAUUACAUUACCAUAGGAGAUGAAAAGCAUCCUGACUCAACUGUAAGAAUAUCAAAAACAUCUAUACCAACUUCUCAGGAACAUCUAAAAUCUUUCUUGGAACACACCAGACAAGUGCCGGUCAGGUCCAAUUUCUAAGCUUCCUAAUAUUGUUAAAGAGUGCCCAACAACAGGUUUUAAAUGCAUGCAAGCUUAAAAAACACUGUCAUUUUCUCAAAAUGUAAUAUUACCCCAUUUCUCAGAGAUCCCCAAACGAUUCAUGCAAAGCUGUUUAAAGAUUCAGUCUGCCUUAAUCCCACCUUUCCGUAGCCUACACUGUUCUGAUUGGUCAACUGACACAAUCCAACAAUAGUGCAAUAUGCAUUGACCUAGUGCUAACGUGACUUACUGACAAGACAUUAAAAACGACAUCAAUAAUACACAUAAUAUCAUUAUUAAUCCAAGUAAUAAAAAUUACAAAAGGCACUAAAAUUUUUACACUCAUUUAAGCAAGUAAGCUAACCAGGCCACAGCUAAACAGCAAACAUUAGUUUAACUGCAACAUGCGUUGCUAGCGCAGCUUACCUAUAAGACAUUACAGUAAUGUUAAACAAGAAAUACACUGGGGGAAAAUAAACACAUAACGUAAUAGUCAUACUUACAGGUUGUGGUUAGGAGAUCCAUGUUGUUCCAAAUAAAAUGUGUACUGAACCAUCUUUAGUAAAUUCUGCCUUGAAAAGUAAUCUUCAUCACAUCUUCAUCGUUUUGUUGUAAAAACAACACAAACUUGCAUUUACAGUUGAAAACACAAUGUCUUCUCAAUAUGAUAUUUACACACCAACUAGCCAAACUGUCUUUUCUCACACAGUAAAUGCAGCUAACUGCAAAACAAAUCUAAAUGUAUAUAGAAAGAAGUUAAAUAUAAAAUAUAAGUAUGAACAUAGUAAAAAACAACUAUAAAAGGUUUAAAGAAAAAAAAUUGAGAUGAAGCAAUACAAAUUCACACAAUAACAAUAAAGACAAAAUAAACCUACAGACAAUUUCACACAAUAUCAAUUAUACAUCAAACUUUAUACAUUAAAAAUAUAAUUGUUUUAUUUUGAUUAUUUUAGAAAUAUAGUGGUGAAAAGAUGCACCACCUGAUCACUUAAAAUUUACUGUAAAAUGUGCAAAAAACUAAGAUCUAAAACGUUUAUAUUUGUGACCCUGUCUGUUAAAUCCAGACUAAAGUCUCAUAAUAUAAUAAUGAGAUUUGGAGCACCAAGUUUGAUAAUAACUGGAAGGUAAAUUUAGGUCCUGAACAUUUUUAUUUUAUGGCCUGGAGAACUUGUAAACUCAUCAAUGAAAGUAUUAUCAAUACUAUUCAAUAGCAGAUCUUAUCUGUUCUUUCUUAACAUUAAAAAAUGUUGCGAAUUAAUAUAAAAAGGCGAUCC